Molecule: messenger RNA, 1263 nt
Organism: Spea bombifrons (plains spadefoot toad)
Lineage: Eukaryota; Metazoa; Chordata; Amphibia; Anura; Pelobatidae
Gene: GNB3
Product: G protein subunit beta 3
Exons: 10
Coding region: 170-1192 (340 amino acids)
Biological process (GO): G protein-coupled receptor signaling pathway
Cellular component (GO): cytoplasm; heterotrimeric G-protein complex
Molecular function (GO): signaling receptor complex adaptor activity; protein binding
Source: RefSeq, a predicted model, not a curated record
AACAGAUACUGAGGAGAGAGUAACACAAAGUGCGAGGGAGAGUAUCAGAAGAGAGUAUCAGAAGUUGUAGGAGAAAGUACCGGGGAGUAGGAGAGACUAACAGAGGAGGAGCGGCAGCGAGUGCAGAGAGCUGGUACCGGCAGCUCCUUAUUCAUCUGGCACUUUCAAGAUGGGAGAACUUGAGGAGUUACGUCAGGAGGCUGAAAACCUCAAGAAACAGAUCACGGAUGCCAGAAAACUAUGUGCGGAUACGACCCUGGAGGAGGUCACCGGCGGGAUGGAAGUCGUCAGUCGUAUACAGCUGCGCACAAGGCGAACGCUCCGGGGGCACUUGGCUAAAAUUUACGCCAUGCACUGGUCCACUGACUCCAGGCUCCUGGUCAGCGCCUCUCAGGACGGAAAGCUCAUUGUAUGGGACACGUAUACUACAAACAAGGUUCACGCCAUCCCUCUGCGCUCCUCGUGGGUGAUGACCUGCUCCUAUGCUCCCUCCGGUAACUUUGUGGCGUGUGGAGGACUGGAUAACAUGUGCUCCAUCUACAACCUGAAGACACGUGAAGGGAAUGUGAGAGUGAGCAGAGAGCUCGCCGCCCACACAGGUUAUCUCUCCUGCUGCCGAUUCCUGGAUGACAAUCAGAUCGUGACCAGCUCGGGUGACACCACUUGUGCUUUGUGGGACAUCGAAACGGGCCAGCAGAAGAUCGUGUUCACGGGUCACACCGGCGACUGCAUGAGUCUGGCCGUGUCUCCCGACUUCAACCUUUUCGUUUCCGGGGCAUGCGACGCCACCGCCAAACUGUGGGACGUCAGGGAGGGCGAGUGUAGACAGACGUUCACCGGACACGAGUCAGAUAUCAACGCCAUUUGCUUUUUCCCCAGCGGUCAGGCGGUGUGUACGGGUUCAGACGACGCCACGUGCCGGCUCUUUGAUCUGCGUGCGGAUCAGGAGCUCAGCGUCUACUCGCAGGACAGCAUCAUCUGUGGCAUCACCUCUGUGGCAUUUUCCCGUAGCGGUCGGCUUCUUCUGGCUGGUUACGACGACUUUAACUGCAACAUCUGGGACUGUCUGAAGGCCGAGCGUGUGGGUGUCCUCUCCGGCCACGAUAACCGCGUGAGCUGCCUCGGGGUCACGUCGGACGGGAUGGCCGUAGCCACAGGAUCUUGGGACAGUUUCCUGAAAAUCUGGAACUGAGUUUUUUGGCGAGGCAGACGUGGAACGCAGUGGAGGUCCCUGAGAAUAGAUGCAUUAUCCACCCCAGACCC